Seminavis robusta is the source of this 2703-nucleotide messenger RNA. The record is from the annotation of a GenBank genome assembly. Lineage: Eukaryota; Bacillariophyta; Bacillariophyceae; Naviculales; Naviculaceae.
CAUGCAUAGCAAGGUAUGCCCAUGCAUAGCAAGGUAUGCCCAUGCAUACCGGUAUCAUAUUUCAGGAUGGUGUUGUAAAGUAUUCUACCAAUAAGACAAGAUGAUGAAGAAGCGGUUUGGUCGUCUUUUGGCUCCUCUUCUGUCGCUGGUGCUGCUUUGGUUCGCCCAGAGCGUUUCCUCGACAGCGAUCCCAACGCUGCGAAAGAAUCGGGCACAAACCCGCCUUGGUGGAGAAAACGAUCCUGGCGCACAGACAGUAGCUGACGGGUCCGCUCUCUAUCAAUCGAAAAGGUCAUUCAAGGGAGGGGGUCCGCUGCUCGCAUGGAGCAGAAUCCACGCAUUAUCCAAGCAAGUGGCGAUUCAUAUAGCCUCUGGAAAUGUCCUCACCCCAACCAUCACACCUCGCAUUGUAUGCAUGUCAGGGAUUGCAUGCGCCCUUGCUGCCAAUGUCGCGCUCCAAAAAUCCGAAGCAGCGCAACGGGCAUGUUUCUUUUGGCAAAAAGCAGGUCCCAUUGUGGCUCACUACAAGUUUACACAAUGGUGGCUGAGAACGCGAAAGGCACCAAUAGAAAGACGCCAUGCUGUCUAUCAAUCGCUCCAUAAUCGAUACUGCGAACCGUGCUUGGAUCUCGCACUGGACUUGAAAGGUCUUUAUGUGAAGAUGGGCCAGGUCAUGUCGUCUAGGGCUGACUUUAUGCCUGUUCAGUAUGUGAAUGUCUUCUCUACCCUACAGGAUUCAGUUCCCCAAUGGCCCAUUGAAGAUGCCGUCGAAAUUGUAAGGGAUUCAUUAAAGAAAGAGUGGGGCGUAGAUUACGAUGAUGUCUUUGAGAGUAUUGAUCCGGUGGCGCUGGGGUGUGCAGCCAUUGGACAGGUACACAGGGCUGAACUCAAAGAUUACUGGUUGAAGGCGGAUCCUGGGUACAAGGGAGGAAAGGUUGUGGCAGUAAAGAUUAUGCAUCCCGAUGCUCAUCAACGGUUUGCGUGCGACUUUCAAGUCUUCAAGUGGCUCACCAGGAUUGCUCUGCCUGGGUGGAGUCCGCUACUGGAAGAGCUAGAGCGACGGCUGAUGACCGAGUUUGACUAUCACACUGAAAGGGACAAUCAAAUGUUAGUGCGCAACAAUUUGAUGAAGUCCCCUUACAAACGACAAUUCAAAAUUCCUCAGCCAUAUGAUAACCUAUGCUGCAAGCAUGUGCUGGUGAUGGAACUGCUGGAUGGCCAGAAGUUCAAGGAUGCGAUUGAAGAAAAGUUGUCAAGAGUGGUUGGCGGUGAUAGAGAGAAAGUCUCCAACUUUCUGGCACAACGACAAAAAGAGAUCAUGUUUGGUCGGAACUCAUCCGAGGAUUCAAAGGCCAGUAUAUAUGACUUGCUAGAUUUGCAUGGAAUCCGUGGAGUGAUCCGUGCUUUCAGAGCGCUUGCAUUGUAUAGAAAGGUUCAAAAGGACAUUGAUCUGCUGGUUGAAGUCCACGGGCACCAAAUUUUUCAGGAUGCAGUUUUUAAUGGAGACCCUCAUCCAGGGAACAUCAUGGAACUAUCCGACGGACGGUUAGGCUUGAUUGACUUUGGUCAAACAAAGAAGCUGGACGACAAUGAGCGCUUAGCCUAUGCCAGGAUCGUCAACGCCGUGGGAAGUAAAGCAGAUAGUCACCAAAUUGCUGAGGCAAUGAGAGCUGCUGGAUUCCAGAGUAAGCUGGACGAGGAUGACACCCUGGCAGAAUUUGCUGGUCUAUUCUUCGACUCCGAUUUCUUGUACAAAGAAAAAGGUCAUGAUACCCCACAGGACUACUUCCAGAGUCUCAUGGAGUCAGAUCCACUGACGACUAUCCCUGAUGCUGCCAUUAUGGUGGCACGUGUAUCCAUCCUUUUCAGAGGUGCAGGUACAGCCAUAAAUCACCAAGUGCAGACCUCAAAUAGUUGGAGGAAACAUGCACAUCAGGCACUCGAAGAGGCCUCGAGACACAGCCUCGUUACGGACGCAGAAGCUACCUAGCUAGCCAAUGCAACAUCACAAAAACUGACAUCCUAGUAGCCUCUAGCGAGGUAGCUAGAAGGACUUCCAUCAAUCAGCGAGUCCAGACUGUGUUGGACGAAACCUGCACCAAAGGGGUCGAGAGGCCUUAAUAUGAAGCUAGACAGCAACACACUAGCUAAUCUGUCAGUGACGGUGCAUGGUCAAUCAAGAAGGACACAGCAAUGCUAAAUAACGUCCUCUCCUUUCAGGACUGAUCAGGUAGACAUGCAAUCAUAUUUAGUUCAUUGUAUUGUAUUACACGGGGGUAGCAGACAUCAACACUCUUCACAAGCGUAGCUAAAAGAAAAGGGGCAGAGGAGGGGAAGGGGGCAAUGCCUACACAUCCUGCUGGUAGGACACGACCUCCUUCACAGGCUCAUACUGGUACUUGUAGGCAUCGCUGCGUUGACGCCGCAUGAACAAAAGACCGGCGAAGAGAACCAAAAAGCCGAUCGCGAAUGCUUCCCAAUUCAACAUGUUGUACUCAUCGUGGUAACCAAAACCAUUGUCGCGGGUUGGAAGGGCGUGCUUGUGUGGAGGCUUUUCGUAGACCCAUGGGAGAGUGUUGAUUUCGUAGAGCAUGGAUCCAAUAGCCCAACCCACUUUGUGCCCGUUGAUAAUCUUCUUCGCUGCGAUCUCAUCUUGGUCCUUGAAACCAUACCCCCUCAACAAGUUCAAGGCGUACACAGACC